AUGGGCUAGGUCUUAAGAGCGAGAAGAUGCGAAGAAUUGUGGGCUGAUUCCAUAUCAACACUAAAGGAAAACUCUGCAUGAUUCUAUUUACCACAUAAGCCUAAACGCAACCAGAGGUCACACUACUAGAUUGCCUGGUUCUCCACCUCAAAUGUUGGAUUAGGGAGCGCCAAGGAAUGCCCACAAACUCUGCUGCAUAGACCAAGCACACGAUGUCUUACAAUCAGCUUUCAUAUAUAACUUUACCCAGGAAAAAGGAUCUCACUCAUUCUGAUGUGAAAGUGAAGCCAGUUAAGUCUAUUGCUGCCAUAAACAACGAAGACUGGAAAAGCUUGCAACACUCUGUCACGGGGCUUUUUCACGACAAGAAGUUAAAAGGCAGGGAGCUCGACACGUUAAACGAAAAAGUUCGCAAUGUUUUGGAAUCCGACCUCGGUAGAUUCAUUUGUGAAUACUAUCAGGACUCUAUACUCAAAAAAGGAAUGAUAAUUCUCAAAGAACGAGUGAAAGAGAAGACUGGCAUGGUUUUGAUCGAGAAGUUAGCAACAGUUUGGCGCGAGUUUUAUACAACAAUAUUACCAACACUGUUGGCAAUUUUCUAUCCAAUUCAAGAACAGGGACUGUCAAUUCGAAAGACAACCUUGGUCGGUUUUCGUGAUAUCGUCCUGCUUAAGACAAGCAUCGAUGAGACAUUAAGAGCAAUUCCAAAGGAAAAAAUACCUUCUGAUAUUACACAAAUGCUUUUGGUUCUUGCAGGGGUUCAUGACUCUAACCCACCGAAUCAAAACUACCUGAAACUAGAAUCUCUUGUCGCGAGAUUAAUUUCGCCUUACAUUGGCUUUAACGGACUUUACCGUGGGGAAAAGCUUGCCGUGCGACGCCAAAGUUCCGGAACCGAUCAGCCUAAAAAUCAAGGACCACGAAAGAUUUCACGGUCACAUACAUUCAACGAAGAAAGUAAAACAAGAAGAUCCUCCUCGAGGGACAGUGACACUUCUGACUUGACCAAUUCACUGUUGGAUGUUGAUAUGUUUCAUUACUUGACGGUUGGGACUGGAGACGACUUUCCUGCAAUGUCAUGCAGGUGAAGGAGUUAGGCUGCGUUGCUUUGAUUCAAACCAGCAUGGUCAGGAUAAAAGCAAUGGUUCUUUUAAAGGAGAGUUACGGAGAACCACUGCUUCUCUUUUUGCUGCAUCUUUGAGCUCAUUUACCUACAAAUCGAACUUGUAGAACGAUAAAGCGUUUUGAUUUUAUUUCUUAAUGCUGUUCUUAUUUAAACUAAUUUUAAAAUGAAUUUUCAUUAUGUCGUAUGGUUUUCAUAAUUUUUUAACAUUGCGAAAAUUCUCAUUAUUUGAUAAAAAAAAUCGACGUUUCAAA
Messenger RNA from Rhopilema esculentum, 1377 nucleotides. Its product is annotated as proline-rich protein 5-like. NCBI's taxonomy places the organism in Eukaryota, Metazoa, Cnidaria, Scyphozoa, Rhizostomeae, Rhizostomatidae. Gene Ontology annotation, cellular component: TORC2 complex. Gene Ontology annotation, biological process: TORC2 signaling. The record is from RefSeq and is a predicted model, not a curated record.